CGUGCCGCCUGUCGACGUCGCAGUCAUGGAGGAAGUCAGAGUGUUUCCCCUGACCUGUGCAGUUCAAAACUAUGCAUGGGGAAAGAUUGGGCUGGACAGUGAGGUGGCCAAACUGGUGGUUGGCGGAGACCCCCUGGCAGUCAUAGAGGGGGACAAACCCUAUGCAGAGCUGUGGAUGGGUGCCCACCCCAAAGGCGAUGCUCAAAUCAAGGACAACAGGAUCACCCAGACCACCCUGGGCCAGUGGAUAGCACACUACCCCGCCUGCCUGGGCUCCAAGGUGAAAGACGCUUUCCAGGGUCAGCUGCCGUUCCUCUUCAAAGUCCUGUCGGUCAAUACAGCUUUGUCCAUACAGGCCCACCCCAACAAGGAGCUAGCUGCCACCCUACAUGCUCAGUUUCCAGAGCACUAUCCAGACAACAACCACAAACCAGAAAUGGCAAUCGCUCUCACUCGCUUCCAGGGGCUUUGCGGCUUCAGACCAGUGGAUGAGAUCCUGGGCUUCCUUCAAGCUGUUCCAGAGUUCCAUGCUCUCGUUGGCCGGGAUGCAGCAGAAGAGCUACGGAGCAGUGUCGGGGAUGAGGUUCGGACCGGACGGGCCUUGAAGAAGUGCUUCACAAAGAUGAUGAGCUGUGAGAAGAAGGUGUUUGUGGACGAGCUGAAUGAGCUGGUUAAAAGAGUCACGCAGGAAGGUGCAGCAGGGAAGGACACAUCAAGCAGCAACGGCAACCUGUUGCUCCGCCUCCAUUCCCAGUACCCAGGAGACAUCGGAUGCUUCUCCAUAUACUUCCUGAACUAUGUGGUCCUGGAGCCAGGCCAGGCCAUGUUCCUGGGGGCCAAUGAGCCUCACGCGUACAUCUACGGAGAUUGCAUCGAGUGUAUGGCCUGCUCAGACAACACCGUCAGAGCCGGACUGACGCGUAAAUACAUCGAUGUAAACACGCUGUGUGAGAUGUUGAACUACAAGCCGGCGUCUGCCUCCUCCAAAAUCUUCCCGUGUGUCUCGGACCCCGCAGACCCCUGUGUGACCCUGUAUGACCCCCCGCUGCCAGACUUCACGGUCAUGAAGAUACAGGUGCCAGCCUCUGUGAAGGACUACACUGUUGCCUCGGUUGACAGCGCCAGCAUCUUGCUGGUCAUCGAAGGCGACGCCACCGCGACCUCCGCCGCUGCUUUCUCCGAUGUCACCAUGACGCGGGGAAGCGUCCUGUUUGUCUCGGCCAACGAGAGCGUGCCUCUGCACAUUACCUCGCAGUCGGGGAUGACCCUGUUCCGAGCCUGCAGCCUCCUGUAGCUCCGGCCCAGCACCUAAUGCCGCCACCGUCUCUUAGGAAGUUGUUCGUUCUGAAUUGGGCCUCGGAUUUCUGGUGUCCACUAUUUGGUAGGUGGUAUUAAAAACUUAGAGAAUUUUCUCUGGUCCUGUUUUCUAACUGAGUCUGUUGCUCCUUUUUUAACCAUAAGCACCCAGCAGACUGCUCUGAGGAUUCUAACGGUGUUUCUUACAAAUCCAGGAUCAUCCUGCAGGGUAAUAAUCAGCUUUAACUAGUAGUGUCGACGCAGCUUACAUCUAGAAAUAAAGAAAAUGUGCACAAUCCAAGUUCUGUAUCAGUGCUGGACAUUUAAUUUCCAGCACUGUGUUUUAAAGAUUUCUAAUAAAUUAGCCACCGGAAGGUUUUUAAACGUUUCCAAAACUUCAUUUAGCUCCUGUUUAUAAAAUCUUUUUUUUCCUUUACAUUAAAGGCAGUCAGGUCACAUCUGUUCCUUGAUGUGCUCAGAUUUAAGAAAAAAAAAAAAAACAACUCUAAUUUUAAAUAUGUUUGAGCAUCAUUUACUCCUACAAAGAUUUAACAAAAUAAAAAUCCUGAAACAGCCAGAAAACAACAAUUUUAUCAUCUGGUAUUGCUGCAUUACAAAACGUUUACACCACCUACUGGUCCUGUGAGGUACUACAAUCACUGAGCAUCCCUGGGGAUGAUGGGGAGUUUCCAGAAAGUCUCUCCUUUUUCUUAUUUGUUCUAUAAACAUUGUAAUGACAGUCUAAAUGACUGGCGUGGUAACAAUAAUGCGAUUCCUGUGUAUGCUGAAUCGAGAGCAGUCGCCCGUCUGACUGGCCGGUUUCCUGCCAUUAUCCAGUUUCAUCCACCAGUGGAAGUGAAGCCGAGGAUUCCGGGUGUGAUGCUUUUGACCACUAACAAUGCAUGCAUAUUUUGUUUUUUUUAAUGUCCUAAUAUUUGAACAGUGAUUGAAUAUAAAAAGAAUAGCUACAGGGUUGGACAAAACGUUGACCCCAAGCUGUCUCCAUCCUGCGAGGCCUGUGUGUUUUGAAUUUUAGCGUCUUGUUUGGUUUGACUAAAUAUGCAGUGUCUGUGCUUCUACAACAAAACGCUGCAUGCCUGCAGGGGUUUCCGAGUUUGCCAGUCUUUAAGUAACUCAAUACAAGACAAGGUCCUUUCAUGUUUUCCAUCUCAAAAUUCCACACUUUGGGUUUUCCAAGUCAUCAAAGCCUAAAUAAGUCCAGUUUUCAAUGAGUUUGGGACCCAGGAUGUGGCCUGCAUUUUACCAUCUAGAAGAGUCAUUUCUCAUCAUCCUUGAGAUGACAAAUUUACAGCUAUUUUUUUAGAACAAUUUCUAACCAAUUUUAUAUUAAAGUAUUUAUCAUCUGACUAGAUUACAACAAACUGUUUUGUUUUUGGUGUUACCAUAAGCAGCAUUUCCAUUAAGGUCGUUUUUUUGUUCAUGCGCAUUUUGAUACCCCCCACCCCCAAAAAAAACAGGUUGACGGAAACAGCAACAUAUAUAUUAAACAUUGGCCACUCCUGGAAAAGAAUUAAAAAGGGAGAUGGACACAUAUUUGUCUUCAGUCCUAUUCUUUUUACAGCCACGAGAUUUAAAAAUGUUGCAUCAGAAUUGGAUGGAAACAUGGCUGUAGUCUAAAUUACUUUCAGAAUAUCCCUGAUUUUAUUUGAAUUUCUCUUCAAUGAAACCUUGACUAUUUACUAAUGUUCUAACAGAGUAAUUCGCUCACUAUUCAAGAUUAAAACAUAUUCUUUUUUUUAAUUCAAUAAUCUCAGUAUUUUUGAGCUGAUUUGGUGAGAAUUUUCCUUUAGCUGGUCAAUCCAUUAUGGCUAUAAUCCCCAGGUGUCGUGGCAGCAACACCGAAGGACUUGAUGUUGAUAAACCACAAUAAUUACCCAUUUAUAUGCAGUAUUGAUUGCUUGAUUGUGAUGAAUUAAUUCAAAGACAGCCUCAACUUCCAUCCAUCUUUCAUACAGGGUUCAGUCUGAAAACUGCUACACUUUGGAGUAAGUUGUCGACUUUAUGGAAGUCGGAUCACGUGCGGAAAAAUUUGGAAAAGCAAAUUGCUUGAAGGGAAAACCUAAAACGAGUAUUUCAACAUGCAUCCUGCCUACCUCCCAAUAAAAAUCACUUCUCUGAAUCAAUAAAGCUGCUUCUACAUGCAGGUUUUUUUGUUGAACACGUCUCUACUUCGCUGCUCUCAUAUCUCAGCUCUUUGUUACUGAAAUAAAAGAAGGACGAGAAUACCUCAUGUCAGUGUUUCUCCUAAAAAUGUUUUACUGUCUGAUGUGCUGUAAUUCUAAUGACAUAAUAGCUUCAUCAACGUUUUUUGUAUAUUUUUGAAGUUGCCUCUGUUACUGAUCUUGUCUGAAGACGCCUCUCUGUUUUGAACACUGUAGAUCGAGGGCUGUGCAAUGUUUCUGUCGGAGAAGCUGUGUGGGGAAAAAUGUCUUGGGUUCCAGUUAGUGUUUAGAAGUUUUGUUGACUAAUGUAUGGGAAUGCAGAAAAUAUGAAUGUGAAAUGGUUUAAUAAAGUCUUGAUAUGCUACU
Molecule: messenger RNA, 3845 nt
Organism: Poeciliopsis prolifica (blackstripe livebearer)
Lineage: Eukaryota; Metazoa; Chordata; Actinopteri; Cyprinodontiformes; Poeciliidae
Gene: mpi
Product: mannose phosphate isomerase
Exons: 8
Coding region: 26-1294 (422 amino acids)
Biological process (GO): carbohydrate metabolic process; GDP-mannose biosynthetic process
Cellular component (GO): cytosol
Molecular function (GO): zinc ion binding; mannose-6-phosphate isomerase activity
Source: RefSeq, a predicted model, not a curated record